Messenger RNA from Seminavis robusta, 498 nucleotides. The record is from the annotation of a GenBank genome assembly. NCBI's taxonomy places the organism in Eukaryota, Bacillariophyta, Bacillariophyceae, Naviculales, Naviculaceae.
AUGUCGAAUUCAUUCUCCGAUCUCGAAGGCAACCCAUCUCUCGCCUCAGGGGCCUCAGGCGAAAUGAGAGUUGGUCUUUUAUCGACGCAACAAGAGGAACCAAAAGGGAACGGCAACAAUGUCGUAUGUGCAAGCUUCUGGAUUUACGCAUCAAUUGUUGCCCAUGUGACAUUCAUGGUGCUUAGCACCAUCGGUUUCUUCGCCGUGCUCCUGGUCGCAGAUGUACCAAAUGUUACUAGGAUGGCCAAACUCCAAGCAUUCGGAGCUUUUUCGUUUGCACAAGUCCUUCUCCUUGCAGUUGCUUCGCUUGGCAUCCAUGGGGCUCGAAAGUCCAAUGAACACAUGGUACAGAUACCAAUGUGUGUCUACGGUUUUUUUGCGCUGUUGCGGCUGGGAAGUUUGGACUUGAAUGGAUUCGCGUUGUUUGCGGUCCUGACAGUUCCACAGGUGAUGCUUGUUCGAGAAAUCCGGAGAGGGGAAGCAAUCCAUAGAGGGUAG